UGUGGUGGUGAAGACACUGCCUUUAGCCAAACAGGGCUUCGACCAAAUUGCCAGAGAGAGAGAGUGAGAGCCGGCGAUUUUGAUUAAGAGCUCCAAUACCUAGACGAAGUAGAGAAAUUUUCAGUGCCGAGAAAAGUCUACGUGUUAUCUCUCUGUUACUUCAUCUUGUUUCUGUCAAGCUUUCAACGUCUGAUCUAGUCAUCUUCCAUGGAUCCAUUCGAUUUCUUCCGCAAAGGUUUCGGGUGAAAACUAUCAUUAUUGGUCGUGCUUUCAGAAAGUGUUUUAUAUUUUUGGUGGUGGCUGUAGCUUUUUUGUUUACGUUUUGUUGAAGAAUGAGCUUAUCCAAGAAAGCGCUUCAGACGAGUAGCAAGCCAACGACGUUGAACCCAAAUGCUGCUGAGUUCAUCCCGUUUGCUCUUAGAUCUCCUUCAUCUGGAAGUAGUAGCAUGUUAGAUGCGAAACCGAGGCUUGCAGCUUCUACUAGUUCGGUAGGGAAAUCUGUCCUGGAUCGGACAGAAUCAUCAGAUGAAGAAGCACAUCAGUUCUGGAGUGACCAGCUCCCGGACGAUAUAACCCCGGACUUCAAAUCGAUGACAGAAGAUGACCCGCCUCAUGGAUUUGGUAGUCUACCGUUAGCUAGCCUGUCAUUGCACGACAUGAACGAAACUGCAAAGUUUCAUACUCCUGCAGUUGGCGGCGGAUUUGCACUUGCGGACCGAUCUGAUUUGUCUUCACAACACAUGAACGGUAACUUGUCUGAAAAUAUGGGGUAUCCGGUUUCAUCAUUUGGGGAGGAUCCAAAGCUUUGGGAUAAGCAAAUUAUGAAUGGAGAGCAGCCUUACAGUGGGAAUUCCCGGCACGGCUUCGUGAACGAAUUGCUUAGAGAAAGUUCGAACAUGGGUGAAAUCGAGGUGAACCCUUUGGAAUUCCUGGCUUCUCAGUUCCCUGGAUUUGCUGCUGAGAGUCUUGCAGAAGUUUACUUUGCUUAUGGGUGUGAUUUGCACAUGACAAUUGAGAUGCUUACUCAGCUUGAGCUGCAAGUGGAUGGUGGCCUGAACCAGAACUUAAGCCCAAAGACAUUGUCUGCUCCUAAUCUUACCGCAACGGAUUUUCCCGCCCUCACGAUCUCAGAUAGCCUGGGUAUUUCUGCCAAGUUUUCAGGGGAUGAUUACCAAUCUUCUGAAAAGGAUAACAUGUUUUUCUUCAAGUCAAGGUCUUCUGGCUCGCAUGCUGGUUCGAUAGAUUACGCCUCCACUGUCAGGAAACUGGCAUCUCAGGAUUCGGGUAUGUGGAAGUACGAAAGAUAUGACUCAGUGGAUUCGGCUAUUGGUUCAAGCAGAAGCUCCCUCGGUUUAGCUGAUGCUUACAAAAGUGGUGGGCGGGGAAGAAGCAUUUACGCCAACAAGUUGCAAAAUCGUGCCCCAAACCAAUCUGCUCCUGUCUGGGUAGAAACUGGAGAUGCAGUUGCAAAUAUGUACUCUGAAUUGCGUGAAGAAGCCCGCGACCAUGCAUGUCUCCGGAAUGCCUACUUUGAACAGGCUCGACAAGCGUACCUUAUCGGGAAUAAGGCUCUGGCUAAAGAGCUAAGUGUCAAGGGACAGUUACAUAACAUGAAAAUGAAGGGAGCUCAUGGAAAAGCUCAAGAAGCCAUUUACCGUCAUAGUGAAUCAGGAACCCAGUUGGCCAAGAGAACGUGAGAGGGAACGAGGGGAUGAUAGACCUGCACGGGCUACACGUGAGCGAAGCCAUCCAAGUGCUGAGGCACGAGUUGAGCGUGUUGAGGAGCACGGCCCGGGAGCGGGUACAGGUUUACGUGUGCGUUGGGACGGGCCACCACACGCGUGGCUCGCGCACCCCGGCUAGGCUCCCGGUGGCGGUCCAACGCUAUCUUCUCGAUGAAGGCCUCGAUUUCUCGGAGCCUCAGCCUGGUCUCCUUAGAGUUGUGAUCUACUGACAGAACACCGGCAAAAGAUUGUCAAUACAGGACCUAUAAAAAGAUCAGAAGAGAGAUUAGGGGAUCUACGGAAUUCAUUUGUUGUAUCUGUUCUGUAAAUGUGAAGAGAUGGUAGUUGCAGAAGAAAAAACAGGGAAAAAAUGUAAGGAAAAAGGAGGGACAGAUGAAGAAAGGCAGAGGAGGAAAGCUUGACUCGAAGCUUAAUGUUUAGGUUGCUGGAAGCUUCAGAUAAAUACCCUUUUUUUUUCUUGUAGAUUCUCAAGAGGGUCAAAACUUUGGUGAUCUCUGUUUUAUAUUCUUCAUACGAUAUUUUGUUAAUUGUCUUAAAUUUUCGGCCCA
Molecule: messenger RNA, 2293 nt
Organism: Tarenaya hassleriana
Lineage: Eukaryota; Viridiplantae; Streptophyta; Magnoliopsida; Brassicales; Cleomaceae
Product: polyadenylate-binding protein-interacting protein 7-like
Exons: 6
Coding region: 333-1697 (454 amino acids)
Source: RefSeq, a predicted model, not a curated record